Molecule: messenger RNA, 967 nt
Organism: Daldinia decipiens
Lineage: Eukaryota; Fungi; Ascomycota; Sordariomycetes; Xylariales; Hypoxylaceae
Exons: 2
Coding region: 187-795 (202 amino acids)
Cellular component (GO): extracellular exosome; endoplasmic reticulum-Golgi intermediate compartment
Molecular function (GO): calcium ion binding
Source: RefSeq, a predicted model, not a curated record
CUUGGAGCCAGAUCCACGGAUGCAACUUCCCCGGUUGCCCGGCUCUAUUCUCCCGCCGUGCAGUCCUGUUGUCCUUGUUGAUCCUUUUCGCUUCUCUUUAUCUUUUGACUCUUCGUACUCCCUUGUCCUCGAAUCACCGUCCCUUUAGUCUUUAGUGUAAGAUAAAUCUCAACAGAUAGUUUCAGAAUGCGCGCUACAAUAUUGGCUGUAGCUGGCCUUGCCAGUAAAGUCCUCGGUCAUGGUGAUCACAGCGGAUCGCAAAAGCCAAUGAUCGACGAGAAUGCCAAUUGGAUAACCAAACAUAUGGCUGAGGAGCACCAUAUCAGCGACUUCGACGCCUCAUCCUUCUUCGUCCUACACGACUACGAUGCCGACGGCCAGUGGGAAGCCGAUGAGAUCUUGCGCACGUACGGGUUGAUGGACGAAUCGAAUAAGGCCGUGCCACAGUCACGCCGUGACGAGAUUCAGCGCGAACUACUACAUCUACUAGAUGCCAAUCGAGAUGGGCUCGUGACGCGCGAGGAGUUUGUCGCUUUCAUCAAUUCGGGAAAGACUCUUCCAGACGUGGGAACGGGACCCGGACACCACGGCGACGAUGAGUACGAGUACGAGAUACACCACUGGGAAAAGUAUCACGACGAGAACACCAAACUCGAAGACCUAACGCACCCUGAAGACAUCGAGCAUUUUAAGAAGCACGAGAUGCUAGAGGACGAAGAGGAAAGGCUCGAGAAGCUAAACAAGAUGGCCAUCGUAGAAGAUAAUAUCCCGAGCAAGUUUAGAAGAAGCAACUAAAAAACUUGAUUGAUACUUGAUACCCAUUAGAUUCUAAACUAAAUACCUAAUUGGCGAGAAGGGGCGUACUAGUAAUUGCAUAUUGGCGGGCUGCGUUAGGAAAUAUACACGAUUUACGACCUGGCGCGUGUUGGAAUGGGUUUAUAUAUAAUACGCUCAUGUUAUACUACUA